GCAACAUACCAUCAUUUCUUAUAAGUUAUUACACAAAAGAAACACUCUUCUUUUUUUCCCACAAUGGCAUCAAACACAAUGUCUUCUUAUGGCUCUGGCUCAUGGACUGUUAAGCAGAACAAAGCCUUUGAGCGUGCUCUAGCAACCUAUGACCAAGACACCCCUGACCGUUGGUACAAUGUUGCUAGAGCUGUUGGUGGCAAAACACCGGAAGAAGCUAAGAGACAAUAUGACCUUCUCGUGCGUGACAUCGAGAGCAUUGAGAAUGGACACGUACCAUUCCCUGACUACAAAAGUAAUGGAGGCAGCACCAAAGGCAGGCUGCGUGAUGAGGAAAAGAGGAUGAGAAGCAUGAGGUUGCAGUGAAACAACAAGCACCAAAACGUAUGGUGGUCAAAAAUAAAAAAUGAGAAUCACGCAGAUCAUCAGUUUGUGUUCUUGUCAGUGUUUCAACAAAAGUCUGACGAAUUAAAGUUUUUGUAUUGCUAUUUCUCAUGUUUCCCACGCAAGCUUAGAAGUUACUAUCUAGCUAGGAGAAAAUGGCCCUCUCGAAUCCACCAAAAAAACAAUCUGUAUUUUUAUUGGUUUUUCUUAAUGGAAAAAUCCCAUUGUCUAUUAAUGAAUAUGCAGAAACGAAUAAUAAAUUCCAAGGAUUAAA
Eutrema salsugineum is the source of this 658-nucleotide messenger RNA. RefSeq names its product protein RADIALIS-like 2. The record is from RefSeq and is a predicted model, not a curated record. Gene Ontology annotation, molecular function: DNA-binding transcription factor activity. Lineage: Eukaryota; Viridiplantae; Streptophyta; Magnoliopsida; Brassicales; Brassicaceae. The transcript is spliced from 2 exons. The coding region runs from base 64 to 366 and encodes 100 amino acids.